Pongo pygmaeus (Bornean orangutan) is the source of this 3441-nucleotide messenger RNA. RefSeq names its product RANBP2-type and C3HC4-type zinc finger containing 1 (gene RBCK1). Gene Ontology annotation, molecular function: ubiquitin-protein transferase activity; ubiquitin binding. The coding region runs from base 62 to 1777 and encodes 571 amino acids. The transcript is spliced from 11 exons. Gene Ontology annotation, biological process: protein linear polyubiquitination; positive regulation of canonical NF-kappaB signal transduction; proteasome-mediated ubiquitin-dependent protein catabolic process. Gene Ontology annotation, cellular component: LUBAC complex. NCBI's taxonomy places the organism in Eukaryota, Metazoa, Chordata, Mammalia, Primates, Hominidae. The record is from RefSeq and is a predicted model, not a curated record.
CGGAGGUAGCAUUUCCCAGGAGGCGCCGUCCCCCCCAGGGGGAUGGGCACAGCCACACCAGAUGGACGAGAAGACCAAGAAAGCAGAGGAAAUGGCCCUGAGCCUCACCCGAGCAGUGGCGGGCGGGGAUGAACAGGUGGCAGUGAAGUGUGCCAUCUGGCUGGCAGAGCAACGGGUGCCCCUGAGUGUGCAACUGAAGCCUGAGGUCUCCCCAACGCAGGACAUCAGGCUGUGGGUGAGCGUGGAGGAUGCUCAGAUGCACACCGUCACCAUCUGGCUCACAGUGCGCCCUGAUAUGACAGUGGCGUCCCUCAAGGACAUGGUUUUUCUGGACUAUGGCUUCCCACCAGUCUUGCAGCAGUGGGUGAUUGGGCAGCGCCUGGCACGAGACCAGGAGACCCUGCACUCCCAUGGGGUGCGGCAGAAUGGGGACAGUGCCUACCUCUAUCUGCUGUCAGCCCGCAACACUUCCCUCAACCCUCAGGAGCUGCAGCGGGAGCGGCAGCUGCGGAUGCUGGAAGAUCUGGGCUUCAAGGACCUCACACUGCAGCCGCGGGGCCCUCUGGAGCCAGGCCCCCCAAAGCCCGGGGUUCCCCAGGAACCCGGACGGGGGCAGCCAGAUGCAGUGCCUGAGCCCCCACCGGUGGGCUGGCAGUGCCCCGGGUGCACCUUCAUCAACAAGCCCACGCGGCCUGGCUGUGAGAUGUGCUGCCGGGCGCGCCCCGAGGCCUACCAGGUCCCAGCCUCAUACCAGCCCGACGAGGAGGAGCGAGCGCGCCUGGCGGGCGAGGAGGAGGCGCUGCGUCAGUACCAGCAGCGGAAGCAGCAGCAGCAGGAGGGGAACUACCUGCAGCACGUCCAGCUGGACCAGAGGAGCCUGGUGCUGAACACCGAGCCCGCCGAGUGCCCCGUGUGCUACUCGGUGCUGGCGCCCGGCGAGGCCGUGGUGCUGCGUGAGUGUCUGCACACCUUCUGCAGGGAGUGCCUGCAGGGCACCAUCUGCAACAGCCAGGAGGCGGAGGUCUCCUGCCCCUUCAUUGACAACACCUACUCCUGCUCGGGCAAGCUGCUGGAGAGGGAGAUCAAGGCGCUCCUGACCCCUGAGGAUUACCAGCGAUUUCUAGACCUGGGCAUCUCCAUUGCUGAAAACCGCAGUGCCUUCAGCUACCAUUGCAAGACCCCAGAUUGCAAGGGAUGGUGCUUCUUUGAGGAUGAUGUCAAUGAGUUCACCUGCCCUGUGUGUUUCCACGUCAACUGCCUGCUCUGCAAGGCCAUUCAUGAGCAGAUGAACUGCAAGGAGUAUCAGGAGGACCUGGCCCUGCGGGCUCAGAACGAUAUGGCUGCCCGGCAGACGACAGAGAUGCUGAAGGUGAUGCUGCAGCAGGGCGAGGCCAUGCGCUGCCCCCAGUGCCAGAUCGUGGUGCAGAAGAAGGACGGCUGCGACUGGAUCCGCUGCACCGUCUGCCACACCGAGAUCUGCUGGGUCACCAAGGGCCCACGCUGGGGCCCUGGGGUGAGUCUUUGCUCAUGGUGGUGUGGAGAGGGUGCCCUUGUGGGGUUUGCCUUAGAGGAGGGCUUGGAAAACUACAGCCCAUGGGCCAUAUCCAGCCCAGCACCUGAAUUUGUACAGCUCCCGAGGCAAGAAUUUUUUUUUUUUUUUUUUGAAACGGAGUUUCGCUCUUGUUGCCCAGGCUGGAGUGCAAUAGCGCAAUCUCAGCUCACUGCAACCUCCGCCUUCUGGGUUCAAGCAAUUCUCCUGCCUCAGCCUCCCAAGUAGCUGGGAUUACAGGCAUGCGCCACCACGCCUGGCUAAUUUUGUAUUUUUAGGAGAGAUGGGGUUUCUCCAUGUUGGUCAGACUGGUCUCAAAUUCCCGACCACAGGUGAUCUACCCGCCUCGGCCUCCCAAAGUGCUGGGAUUACAGGCGUGGGCCACCGUGCCGCAAGAAUGUUCUUUACAUCUUUAAAUGGUUGAAAAAAUACCAAAAGACUAUUUUGUGACAUAUGAAAAUUACAUGAAAUCCACAUUUCAGUGUCCGUAGGUAAAGUGCUUUGGCGCACAGCCAUGUUCAUUCAUUCACAUGUUGUCUGUGGUUGCUUUUACACUACAGAGGCAGAGGCCGUAUGGCUGCCCAGCCCAAAAUGACUGGCCCUUUGCAGAAAAGGUUUGCCCACCCCUGCCCUAGAGGACAGCAAGUAAAGGUUUGAUCUGGAGUCGGAGGUGGAUUGGCCCCUGGCUCUGGCACAUACUGACUGUGCGAUUAGGCUGCCACUCACCUCUGUCAGCCCCAUUUCCUCUGUGAAAUGGAGAUGACAGCUGGGCUUAUCUCAGGCUUGUUGUCAGAAUCAAGUGGAAAAAUUGCAAGAGAAGUGCUUAGAGAGCCUGUCACUUGGUGAGCACUCUUGCAGAUGGUAGCUGUCAUUAUUAGGGGUAUGCUCUGGAAUUGGGGGCCUGUUAUGUUCAGGUAGACUUUCAGACAGGUGGAGGCAGAGGAAACUGCGUUCUUGCAUGCUGACAUGUCUAGAAUAUGCAGAGUGGUCAGAUCCUCUCCCUGGCCUGUUCCUGGAUCUAGGCGUGGGUAGACUGAGUGCUGUGGGAGCCCAGAAAAGGCCUCAGUGACUCUCCAUCAGGUAGCUGAGGCCGACAAGGCCAUUCUUGCAGGAGGACCUGCAGAGACAAAGGCCCUGGGUGGGAGAGUGUUAGGCUGUGGGGGCAGUUUCUCUGCACUGCGCUGACAUUCUCUUCUCUUCCUCCCAUCCUCUAGGGCCCAGGAGACACCAGCGGGGGCUGCCGCUGCAGGGUAAAUGGGAUUCCUUGCCACCCAAGCUGUCAGAACUGCCACUGAGCUAAAGAUGGUGGGGCCACAUGCUGACCCAGCCCCACAUCCACAUUCUGUUAUGGGGCAGGGCUGGGCUUGGGGCUCUGGCUCCAACUUCUGGCUGGGAGAUGCUUUUGUGCAGAGGCCAAGUCCCUGAGCUUCGUGGACAGCCUUGCUUGCUGUAGCGUUGUAGGGGCCCUGCCUGCACUGCUGUUGUCCACGGUCACAUCUGCCCCAGUGCUUUUGUCCUUCCCUUGGGGCUUGCCGGCCAGACUUCUCUCCCCUGCAGCUCCCACCUCUGCCUGACCCCAGCCUUAAACAUAGCCCCUGGCCAGAGGCCUUGCUGAGUGGAGCCUCUGUGUGACUCCGUACUCCUCCCACCACAACACUCAUCUGUCGAACACCAAGCACUCUCAGCCUCCCCGCCUUCCCCUGUCAGCUUUCUGGGGCUAACUUCUCUGCCUUUGUGGUUGGAAGCCUGGGGCCUCUUAGAACUCUUGCUAACCUGUUCAGAGCGAGGAAGGAGAAAGCACAGUUUUGAAAGCACAGCCCGUCAGGUCCGGCUCUGCAUCUCCCUCUCUGUAGCCUGUGUAAGCUAUUAUAAUUAAAACGGUUUUCCGGGAA